Molecule: messenger RNA, 2672 nt
Organism: Exophiala viscosa
Lineage: Eukaryota; Fungi; Ascomycota; Eurotiomycetes; Chaetothyriales; Herpotrichiellaceae
Product: phosphatidylinositol 4-kinase
Exons: 2
Coding region: 90-2411 (773 amino acids)
Biological process (GO): Golgi organization; endosome organization; phosphatidylinositol phosphate biosynthetic process
Cellular component (GO): fungal-type vacuole membrane; endosome; trans-Golgi network
Molecular function (GO): 1-phosphatidylinositol 4-kinase activity
Source: RefSeq, a predicted model, not a curated record
UACUCUGUUCAACGCAUUCCUUUCCUACUAAAGCGACUUUUACAAGCGACUACCCUGCGCACACAUAUGGACACAACAUAGUCAUACUAAUGCCUCGUCAUAGACCAACCUCAGGGUACGCCCGUCUGGCGCAGGCGGACGAAGAUGAACCCUUGGGAGACGAGGAGUCUGAUGAGGAAACAUAUAACAACCCACCCUUGACGACGCGUUAUGCAUCCAUACAACCUGGUCCCCGAGAGGGAAUGCGCUCCGGAGCCUACAACGAUCAUCCUCGAAGACCUCCGAGACGGAUGAGGAGCAACUCAUCCGGAGUGGACAUCAAAGCCAUCAAUGCGAGACUAGAAAGAUGGGCAGAAGAGAUUGCCUCAAAGUUCAAGAUCACUUCAGUCAAAGGCAAGACGCAGGAGGAGGAACAUCUAGAGAUACAUCACUCGGUCUUCCAAGCACCUCCGGGCGUCAACCCCUAUACUGCCGAAGAACUGGCUACCUAUACCGCUGCCGAAACUCAACGAAUGACCAGACAACAAUUUGGGGACAUCGUCGAAAGUGUCAGAGUCGCGAUCGAAAACGGCAUGCACCCAAAGAUGAUCACGCAAGGUAGCUCCGGGAGCUAUUUUGCACGCAACAGUGCAGGCAAGGUUGUGGGAGUUUUCAAACCCAAGGAUGAGGAGCCAUAUGCGUCACGAAAUCCAAAAUGGACGAAAUGGCUACACAGAAACCUGUUCCCUUUUGCUUUCGGCAGGGCAUGUCUCAUUCCCAACUUGUCCUACGUCUCCGAGGCCGCCGCAUAUACCCUGGACGUUCAACUGAGGACGUACCUAGUACCAUAUACAGACGUGGUAUGGUUGUCCUCUAGGUCCUUCUUCUAUGAUUUUUGGGAACGAAGAAGCGCUCGGAAAAAAGGUCUACCCGCAAAGCCUGGCAGUUUUCAGGUCUUUCUCAAAGGCUUCAAGGAUGCGAACAUCUUCCUCCGCGAGAACCCUUGGCCGGAUCAAGCUACAGAGUUCCGAGCCGAUAUGGAAAAUAAAAAGAAGAGAAGGCCGCUGGCUAAUUGCAUGCCGAGCGUCGGCCAAUCUGAUGAUGACGAGCCUGUUCGAAUACAGUCACCCAUGCUACAGGAGCAGGCACCCAAGUUCUCCUGGACGCCCACCAUAAAACAGGCCUUCCGAGAAGAACUAGAGAAACUAGUCAUCCUGGAUUACAUUAUGCGAAAUACGGAUCGAGGGUUGGACAAUUGGAUGAUCAAAAUCGACUGGAAGCGCGAGGAAGUUUCCCUUGUGGUAGAACCGCCCAAAAUGAAUGGAUUCUCAGAGGGCGUAGAUGCCGCUUUGAGACAGGCAUCGCUAAGCCCACGGCCGGAGUCCAACACCUCGAGACCGUAUCGAAGGCCUGAGGCCAUGGAGAGCCGAUCAGCGACUCCGUUGCCCGGAGGAAAAGAAGACGCUCGAUGCGCUAUAACUAUAGGAGCCAUUGACAACAGUCUGUCGUGGCCAUGGAAACAUCCUGAUGCUUGGCGAAGCUUUCCUUUCGGCUGGCUCUUCCUUCCAGUCUCCCUGAUCGGACAGCCAUUCUCCAAGAGGACUCGGGAACAUUUCCUUCCCCUGCUCACUUCGACCGCAUGGUGGGGUGAGACUCAGCUGGCUUUGAGAAGAGUGUUCGCGCUCGACUCCGAUUUUAAAGAGAGCAUGUUUGCACGACAGAUUGCCGUCAUGAAAGGCCAAGCAUGGAACGUCGUCGAAACACUCAAACAGGCUGAUCACGGACCACUCGAGUUGACGAGGAGAACCAGAGUAUGCGUCUGGGACGACCUGGUCGAUGUGCCUGUCGCCGUACCCAUGCGCGUGCCUUCGACUGAGAUGAGUCGCAAACCACGCCGGUACGACCAGCAGGAAGAGAUGGACAUAGGAGCGUCGUAUGCUUCCGCACCACCUGGUCGACAAAUCCCACAGCACGACCUUCUGGGGUCACCUACCACCGAACUCCCCAACCCGAACCGCUUCGAUCUCACACGGGAGGACACCGCAGGCGACCUAUCGUUUUUGCCUGGUGAAGAGGAUUCUGUGAGUCCUCCUCCGGCCAUCGGCACCGGGUAUGACUCGAAAGAUCACCACAAGGAGGCGAGGAACAGUCUCGGCAGCCUUCCUGUCGUGCGACCGACCAUGAAGAACAAGAAUAGAUUCAGCUUUGAGUUUCCCCGCCGCGACGUCAAUGCUACCAGGCAGGGUUUGCGAAGGCAGCGGUCCAUGUCCACUCGCAGCGGGAAGCAGCCUCCUAUACUGUACGAAGGUGACGACCUUGAAGGUGAUCUGGGUUAUGCCGCUGCCAGUGACAUGGAGGCCAACAAGCGCAAGGUCAUUGUUGAGCGGUUGGAGACUAUCAAGGGCAAGAAGCCCUUUUUUACGUGGUGUUGAUACUACCGACUUAAAAACGAAUACGCAAGAAAGGCAAGAAGCCAGCAUGGGGCGGAAUGUACCCUGUCGGAAUUUUGUGCAUUGUAAACGCCGGGUAUGGGAAACGGGGCACCCGCCCAUGCUAUAGACGCAAAAAAAGCUGGAGGAGGCAUGUUACCAUCUAUCACGACUGGACCAGAGGGGUUAUAUCUGUAUAAGACCUCGUACUUGUGUAGGUAUUGGCAAGGACGAGCUAUGUCUGCCAGUCGAAUGAAUCAUCAU